Messenger RNA from Grammomys surdaster, 6009 nucleotides. RefSeq names its product multiple EGF like domains 11 (gene Megf11). Lineage: Eukaryota; Metazoa; Chordata; Mammalia; Rodentia; Muridae. Gene Ontology annotation, cellular component: membrane. The record is from RefSeq and is a predicted model, not a curated record. Gene Ontology annotation, molecular function: protein binding. The coding region runs from base 218 to 3517 and encodes 1099 amino acids. The transcript has 25 exons.
GGGGGUGGGGGCUGCCGUGGCAGCAGUCGCAGCGGCUCCAGCCUCCUGCUUGCUCACUCGUUCUCAGUGCCCGGAGCCGGCUGCCCGGCUCUGCCCCGCUCGGGGCGGUUAGCAGCUCCCGCUCCUGCCUGGGGACCUGAAGCCGCUCCGGCUCUGGGGGAUAGGACCGCACGACUGGCUGGCCCAAGCCCUGGGCGCGCCGUGGAAGCAGGGCCUGAUGGCGCUGUCUGCAGAGGGCCUCCUGGUUGUCUUCCUUCUGCAAGCUGCUCUCGCUCUGAACCCUGAGGACCCCAAUGUGUGUAGCCACUGGGAGAGCUAUGCCGUGACUGUGCAGGAGUCUUAUGCACAUCCCUUCGAUCAGAUCUACUACACUCGAUGCGCGGACAUCCUCAACUGGUUCAAGUGUACCCGGCACCGGAUCAGCUAUAAGACCGCGUAUAGGCGCGGCCUCCGGACCAUGUACCGGCGGAGGUCCCAGUGCUGCCCUGGCUACUACGAGAACGGAGACUUCUGCAUUCCUCUGUGCACCGAGGAGUGUAUGCAUGGCCGCUGCGUCUCCCCUGACACCUGCCACUGUGAGCCUGGAUGGGGAGGCCCUGAUUGCUCCAGCGGCUGUGACAGCGAGCACUGGGGUCCCCACUGCAGCAACCGGUGUCAGUGUCAGAACGGCGCGCUGUGCAACCCUAUCACCGGCGCCUGCGUGUGCGCCCCCGGCUUCCGAGGCUGGCGCUGUGAGGAACUCUGCGCGCCGGGUACUCACGGCAAGGGCUGCCAGCUGCUCUGUCAGUGCCACCAUGGUGCCAGUUGCGACCCGCGCACUGGCGAGUGCCUCUGCGCACCUGGCUACACAGGCGUUUACUGUGAGGAGCUGUGCCCCCCUGGGAGCCAUGGAGCUCACUGUGAGCUACGCUGCCCCUGCCAGAACGGAGGGACCUGCCACCACAUCACUGGCGAGUGUGCCUGCCCUCCAGGCUGGACGGGAGCAGUGUGUGCCCAGCCCUGCCCACCAGGAACCUUUGGCCAGAACUGUAGCCAGGACUGUCCCUGCCACCAUGGAGGCCAGUGUGACCAUGUGACUGGACAAUGCCACUGUACAGCUGGAUACAUGGGAGACAGGUGCCAAGAGGAGUGUCCCUUUGGGACUUUCGGCUUCCUGUGCUCUCAACGCUGUGACUGCCACAACGGAGGUCAAUGUUCACCAGCCACAGGUGCCUGUGAAUGUGAGCCUGGCUACAAGGGCCCCAGCUGCCAGGAACGGCUAUGCCCCGAGGGCCUGCAUGGCCCAGGCUGCACCUUGCCCUGUCCCUGUGACACUGAGAACACUAUCAGCUGCCAUCCAGUUACUGGAGCUUGUACCUGUCAACCAGGCUGGUCCGGCCACUACUGCAAUGAGUCCUGCCCUGCUGGCUACUAUGGCAAUGGUUGCCAGCUACCCUGCACCUGCCAGAAUGGUGCCGACUGCCACAGCAUCACUGGGGGCUGCACUUGUGCUCCGGGCUUCAUGGGAGAGGUGUGUGCUGUCCCCUGUGCUGCAGGGACCUAUGGUCCCAACUGCUCGUCUGUAUGUAGCUGUAGCAAUGGAGGCACCUGUUCCCCUGUGGAUGGCUCCUGCACCUGCCGAGAGGGGUGGCAGGGCCUGGAUUGCUCUCUGCCCUGUCCCAGUGGGACCUGGGGUCUGAAUUGCAAUGAGAGUUGUAUCUGUGCCAAUGGAGCUGCCUGCAGCCCCUUUGAUGGCUCCUGUGCCUGUACCUCAGGCUGGCUCGGGGACUCCUGCGAACUGCCUUGCCCGGACGGCACGUUUGGGCUGAACUGCACUGAGCACUGUGACUGCAGCCAUGCUAAUGGCUGUGACCCUGUCACAGGCCACUGCUGCUGCCUGGCAGGAUGGACAGGUAUCCGCUGUGACAGCACGUGUCCUCCAGGCCGCUGGGGCCCCAACUGUUCAGUGUCUUGCAGCUGUGAGAACGGAGGCUCCUGUUCCCCAGAGGACGGGAGCUGCGAGUGUGCCCCUGGCUUCCGAGGACCCUUAUGUCAGAGAAUCUGCCCACCAGGAUUCUACGGCCAUGGCUGUGCCCAGCCUUGUCCCCUCUGCGUGCACAGCAGGGGACCCUGCCACCACAUCACUGGCAUCUGCGAAUGCCUGCCAGGAUUCUCUGGAGCCUUGUGCAACCAAGUGUGUGCUGGAGGGCACUUCGGGCAGGACUGUGCUCAGCUCUGUUCCUGUGCCAACAACGGGACCUGCAGCCCCAUCGACGGCUCCUGUCAGUGCUUCCCUGGGUGGAUUGGCAAGGAUUGCUCACAGGGUUGCCCUGCAGCAUUCUUUGGGAAGGACUGUGGGCACAUAUGUCAGUGUCAGAAUGGAGCCAGCUGUGACCACAUCACUGGGAAAUGCACCUGUCGAACAGGCUUCUCUGGGCGCCACUGUGAACAGAGAUGUGCCCCUGGAACCUUUGGAUAUGGGUGUCAGCAGCUAUGUGAGUGCAUGAACAAUGCCACUUGUGACCACGUCACUGGUACCUGUUAUUGCAGCCCAGGAUUCAAAGGAAUCAGGUGUGACCAAGCUGCCCUCAUGAUGGACGAGCUGAAUCCCUACACCAAGAUCAGUCCAGCUCUGGGAGCAGAGCGGCAUUCAGUGGGUGCCGUCACAGGCAUCAUCCUCCUGUUGUUCCUGGCUGUGGUGUUGCUGGGUCUGUUUGCCUGGCGACGGAGGCGGCAGAAAGAGAAAGGCCGUGACCUGGCUCCCCGUGUCUCCUAUACCCCAGCCAUGAGGAUGACCAGCACAGACUACUCUCUCUCAGAUUUGUCUCAAAGUAGCAGCCAUGCCCAGUGCUUUUCCAAUGCCAGCUACCACACACUGGCGUGUGGGGGGCCUGCCACCAGCCAGGCCAGCACUCUGGACAGGAACAGCCCCACCAAGCUCAGUAACAAGUCCCUUGACAGAGACACAGCAGGCUGGACCCCCUACAGCUAUGUGAACGUGUUAGACUCCCAUUUCCAGAUCAGUGCCCUGGAGGCCAGGUACCCGCCCGAGGACUUCUACAUUGAACUUAGACACCUCAGCCGCCAUGCUGAGCCACACUCACCAGGCACUUGCGGGAUGGACAGACGUCAGAACACAUACAUUAUGGACAAAGGCUUCAAAGAUUACAUGAAAGAAUCUGUGUGCAGUUCUAGUACUUGCUCCUUGAACAGCAGUGAAAACCCUUACGCCACAAUUAAGGACCCACCCAUCCUCACCUGCAAGCUUCCAGAAAGCAGCUAUGUAGAAAUGAAGUCACCUGUGCACAUGGCGGCUCCGUACACAGAUGUGCCAUCCUUGUCGACAUCUAAUAAAAAUAUAUAUGAAGUUGAGCCCACAGUCAGUGUGGUCCAAGAAGGCCGAGGUCAUAACUCCAGCUAUAUCCAGAGUCCAUACGACCUACCUAGGAACAGCCAUAUUCCUGGUCACUAUGACCUCCUCCCAGUAAGACAGAGCCCUGCCCAUGGGCUCUCCCAGGACACGCAGUCAGAGGGAUAAGCUUCUCUCUUAGUGUGCUUUGCUCACUAUUUUCUGACUCUGAAAGAAGACAAUCCGCGACUUGAAACAUCAGUGCAGAUUGCCUUGAGCUGUGUGUUAUUAGUUCCUUCACCUGGACUGAAAGAAGCACUUCCAAACGGGACUGGGGUAACUGUUCGAGAAAGUCUGUUCACAAGGGCAAAUCCUAUCAACCUUCAGCUCUAAAUUACCUGGAUAUGAUUUUUAGAACAUUUAGAAGAUAUCACUAUUCAUCAACAUCAGCUAAAAGAUACGUAUUUAAUAUUCUGAAACAAUGCUUAAGGAGCAUAUAGCUUAGGUUCUGCAGAAAAGAGAAUUGGGGAAGGGUGGGGGCACUUUAAAGUGCCUGAAAUGUAUAUGUGCCAUUGAUUGUUGCUAUCCUCAACAUUUGUUUAGGUAUCUAAGGGAAUUGGUAUGUGGACAUGAACUGUUCUAAUAUUAAUCACGAAGUCUGUGUUCAUAUAGGUAUGGCCCAUCAAAUUAUAACAGCCACAAUCAGAGUUUAAAAUAUAGCCCAAUUCUUUAAUAAAGACAGGUUCGCUUUCUUUUGCCCUAUUAGUGAUAGCAGGCAAACAGAAAGGGGGAAAAUGUUAAUUGUUUCAAAAGAGGAGCAGUUGCAUUCACUCUAGAAUGAUUUCUAUGCCAGCCUUCCCAAAUUUUGCCAAGUCAAAGUUCAAGAAUAAUAAACGCCAGUCCUAGCCUGGCUGCAUUGCAUUGGUUCAGCCAACACCAGAGUCACUCUGUGUGCAGCAGAGAACUAAGAUGCUGUUUUAAGAACGUGGUCACAGGGCUGGGACUGCAGCUCAGUGGGAGAGGCCAACUGAGCAAGGACCCGGGGUAGAUCAACAGCAUCGGAAAAAGGCGCAGGCCUCUUCUAAGAAUGAAGUUUCCCCAACAACAACUAAUCGGGUCACUCAAGUUACUUAGUCAGAGUUCCUUGCUUUGUUUAUGAGCAGUUCUUCACAGACAGUGCUUGAUGUAGUGUGGAACCUAAAGUUGUAGAAGAAAUUACACAAAUUCGGGCAUGGCAAGCUUGUGUUGCUUAGCAUACAUUAUGAAAUGAAAUAAAUGUAAAACAAAAACAAAAAAAAAGCCCACUGCCUGAGAUGGGCAAAUAUGUAUUGCAUUAGUUGGUGCUUUCAAUCUCCUGUUCAGAGAAAGAAGUCCAUAACUUCCACUGCACAGGUAACAGCAGGAAAAACGAGGCUUAGGUAAUCCUAUAGGACCUCUUCACAAGAACUAAGAACAGAAAGGGCAAACUGGAAGUUAAAGGUCACCUUUGCGCCAUUCCACGUUCUUUAGAGGAGUAAGAGUCUAGAGCCAGUAAAAAUUACCUAAAAAGGGUUUACAGAGGAGGGACUAGAAGACUGUAAAGCUAGAUACUGCUACGGGAAGUGGGGACUACAGGAAGUGGGGAUGAUAACCUUAGUUUGAGUAAUAGUCAACAAAAAGAAAGAAAAUAAACAUAUGAGCAAAUCUCUUUGCUCGUUUCGCUCGAGGCGUAAGCCAGUCUUAGCAUUAGAGGAACACAUACAUGAAUGCUGCAUGCGUGCAUGGAAGCGAGGGGUCAGCAAUAGCGAACUUUCCCAAAAGCCUUAUUAAAAUAGAAACAUUAGAAAUAUUGGUAGGCCUAAGUUAAUAUUUCUCCGACAUAUGUAUAAAGACAUAUAGUUAAGAGACUCACCUCAGUAUUUCAGGGCCACAAGUGCUCUAUUAUCUUUGUGAAGCAAGGGUGAAGAAGCAUGGCAAAGUCCAACCAGCAAGGAGAAAUGGUGUCUCAAUCCCAGGCUUUAUCUUCUUCCCUUAUCCUGCAUGUACAAUGACUGCUACCUGGCAAACUGCAAUCAUGCAAAUUCCAAGUCUCACUUCUUUCUUGCCAACUACACUCUGCACAAAGUGUCCAGCAAGAGGUGGGAUGGCUAGAGCAUCAAGUCAAGGGAGGCUGGCAGCACUCUUGUUGAGUCACGUGCCCUCUUCGGGCUCCUUUAUUACCACACAUGAAAGAAGAGAGACACAGGGGGAGCAGUGCUCUGACAACGCUCCAAGUGUAGCACGCUACCACGGUUCAGGUAACAUAGUUCAGUCAGGCAAUACAGAGGAGAAGGGAUUAACUAUGGUGACAGAAGCAGCCUUCACAUAGCUAAGAGUUAGCACUAGGACAUUUCGAUCAUGCAGAGCAACUGUUAGGAACUUCUGUCUAACAAUCACAGACAGGUUUGCGGUCAGCCUCAACAUGUGCGCUGUGCAUUCUAUAGUUGAUUUGGAAAGAUCUGUUCAAUUAUUUUUCAAAAUGAAAAUUUCAAUCCAGUAAAUUAGUAUGUAUACAAGUCAGACGAAAACACAGUUACUGUACAAUAGUGUGAGAGACUAUGAAAUGGCAAUACUUUUUUAAACCACAGAUUUGUAAUAUAUUUGUUCACCGUGCAGAGGAUGUACCUUAUACAAAAUAAAAUGGUUUCUCAAACUAAUGUUAC